UACCAUUUAAAUAUUUCUAUUCCAUAAAUAUGAGGAAUCAUUUGAAAAAUCUCACGCAGAAGUACUCUUCCAUUUCCCGGCUAUACAGUAUUGGAAAAAGCGUUUCAAACCAAGAUUUGUUAGUUGUUGAGAUUUCAGACAAUCCAGGAGUCCAUGAGGAAUUGGAACCUGAAUUUAAAUAUGUUGGCAACAUUCAUGGUGAUGAAACCAUAGGACGACAAGUGCUGUUACAUCUAGUUGAAUAUCUUUUAACUUCUUAUGGCAAGAACAAGACGAUCACAAAUCUUAUUGAUACAACUCGUAUACAUAUCCUUUGUUCAAUGAACCCAGAUGGCUUUGACGCAGCAUUGAAAUAUGGAGGGAUAGGUCGGACUAAUCUUAACAACAUUGAUCUGAAUCAGAAUUUUCGCGAUCCCUUUAAACCGCGAAUCAUACCGGUUCAAAACGAAACCAGAGCCGUUAUGAAUUGGUUGGAACAGUAUCCAUUUGUUUUGUCAGCAAAUUUACAUGGCGGAGCGAUUGUGGCUAAUUAUCCCUAUGAUAACCCGCCUGUGUCCCAUACACAAAACGGAAAACCCGUGUUUUCUUUGGCACCCGAUGACGAUGUAUUUAGACAUGUGUCACUGGUCUACGCAAAUUCCCAUAGCACAAUGCAUUCUGGGAGAGCGUGCAUGAACGAUUAUUUUCCACAGGGAAUAACAAACGGUGCCGAAUGGUAUAUCAUUAUUGGGGGUAUGCAAGAUUACAACUAUAGGUAUACAAACUGCUUUGAAAUUACUUUGGCAUUAAGCUGUUUUAAGUUUCCUAAUGAACAUGCGCUACAAUCGUAUUGGAAUCAAAACAAAGAUGCUCUUAUUAACUACAUGCAGCAAGUUCAUAUUGGAAUCAAAGGAAGUGCAUGUACCUCAUUUUAUCACUCUUGUAUCCUCGCUUUAUAUCCUCACCUUGCUAUCGAGAGCAAAAUAAGAUAUAAUGAACCGACGACAACGAGAGGGUUAGGGGCAGUGCCUCCUGGCCCUCCCCCGACACGCUUUUUUCCUAAUAAUCUGGCCUGUCUUUAUUGUAGUUUAAAUUUACAAUUUCAUUCCUUAGGCGUGAUCAAAGAUGAGGCGAACAAUGCAGGAAUUCCAAAUGCAGUGGUCAAAAUAGCCGGACGAGAGAAGCACAUUAAAGCGUGGUCAACAGGCGAAUAUUGGAGGUUGUUACUACCAGGAACUUACGAAGUGACAGUGAGGGCGCCAGGAUACUUUAUUGAGACUAAAAACGUUACAGUGCAUCGUGGACUGAACACUCAGAUACUGAAUUUCUCCUUAGAAAAGUGUUCGUAAAUCUAGAACUGUUACAACUUCGAGACGCUUAGCUUAAAAUUUUACAUAUUUUUUAAUAUUUUUUUUAUUUGUGUUUAUUUAUUUGAAUGUAUUUCCUAAAAAUUUCGAAAUAGAUUAAAUGUUUAUUACAUUUUUUUGCAUUGGAAAGCAAGGUCAUGAAGUCUUCCAGACGAGGUUUGUGUUUAAUACAUCACCAUGUAUAGUUGAAACACAAAAGUUGCCACAUUGUCAAGAAGCAUGAUAUCAAAAUGUUUAGAUUGACAUUUUAAAAGUGAAUCUUUUUCAUAAGUCAAGGGUCUUUUAGGAUAAUUUAUUGUUAAAGUUGUUAACCGUUUUGGUUACGCAGGAAAUAC
Molecule: messenger RNA, 1681 nt
Organism: Hydractinia symbiolongicarpus
Lineage: Eukaryota; Metazoa; Cnidaria; Hydrozoa; Anthoathecata; Hydractiniidae
Product: carboxypeptidase D-like
Exons: 5
Coding region: 30-1328 (432 amino acids)
Biological process (GO): proteolysis
Molecular function (GO): zinc ion binding; metallocarboxypeptidase activity
Source: RefSeq, a predicted model, not a curated record